Mesorhabditis belari is the source of this 576-nucleotide messenger RNA. Lineage: Eukaryota; Metazoa; Nematoda; Chromadorea; Rhabditida; Rhabditidae. The record is from the annotation of a GenBank genome assembly.
AUGAUUAUCAAUGGAAAAACAAUGCCAGAAGAGAUAAAAUUGACCGAUGAUGAGUACAAAAGUGUCGCCGAGCUUCAACACCAAUUGGACGAUUAUCUCAAAGCUGAUGAUAAAGAAAGUAUCGUCGAGGAGAUGCGCACAUAUGUUACGAUGGGUUUUAUGGCGCCUAUUCUUGAUCAUAUGACAAAGCUCUUAUUGCCUUAUGUGCCAAAAAUUGGAGCACUCAUGACAAAAUUGGAAAGCUCUCUUCAUGAUAAAGAACCCGUUUCAAAAGUCAUGGCGUUGAUGCAAGAAACGAAUGAUGUUAUAAAAAAAGAAUCACUGCAAAUGGGACCAGAUCGAAUCCAGCAUAUUCUGUGCCUCCCAGGACCUGAGAAAAUCGAAGAAGAUCUGCCCGAAUCUCGAUCAGAGCUUCAGAAUUUACCCAUUCUCAAUAGAAUCACUGCAAUGGGAUUAGAUCGAAUCCAGCAUAUUCGGUGCCUCCCAGGACCUGAAAAAAUCGAAGAAGAUCUGCCCGAAUCUCAGUCAGAGCUUCAGGAUUCAUCCAUUCUCAAUAGCUACCAACUGGUUGUUUUC